AUGACCAAAGGGGAUACUGAUACUGAGAGGCCUAAAGAGAUUAAGCAUCCCAAGCCUUCUGAUGAGGCUGAAGCAGAGUCAGAAGAACCUCGUGCUGAGGCUGAAGCAGAGGCAAAGACAGGGAAAUUCUCCAAGAGGCCUACAGAAAAUGAGACAGAUUCAAAGGGACUUCCAGAGAGAAAGACAGUGGAUGAGGCAUUGCCUCCCGAAAAGAAGCAAGGGGAUAAAAAGAAGGACCAUGCUGAGAAAGACUCAGAGGUGCAGCCCAAGAAAAAGGCUGGGGAUGAGAAGGACUCAGCAGUUCAUGAUAAGAAAAAGCCCGGGGAUGAGAAAAAGCUCCGUACUGAGAAGGACUCAGCGGUGCAUGAUACGAAAAAGCCCGGGGAUGAGAAAAAGCUCCGUACUGAGAAGGACUCAGCGGAGCAUGAUAAGAAAAAGACCGGGGAAGAGAAAAAGCUCCAUACUGAGAAGGACUCAGCGGAGCAUGAUAAGAAAAAGGCCGGGGAUGAGAAAAAGCUCCAUACUGAGAAGGACUCAGCGGUCCAUGAUACGAAAAAGCCCGGGGAUGAGAAAAAGCUCCGUACUGAGAAGGACUCAGCGGAGCAUGAUAAGAAAAAGCCCGGGGAUGAGAAAAAGCUCCGUACUGAGAAGGACUCAGCGGAGCCUGAUAAGAAAAAGACCGGGGAUGAGAAAAAGCUCCGUACUGAGAAGGACUCAGCGGAGCCUGAUAAGAAAAAGACCGGGGAUGAGAAAAAGCUCCGUACUGAGAAGGACUCAGUGGAGCCUGAUAAGAAAAAGACCGGGGAUGAGAAAAAGCUCCGUACUGAGAAGGACUCAGCGGAGCAUGAUAAGAAAAAGACCGGGGAUGAGAAAAAGCUCCGUACUGAGAAGGAUUCAGCGGUGCAUGAUAAGAAAAAGACCGGGGAUGAGAAAAAGCUCCGUACUGAGAAGGACACAGCGGAGCAUGAUAAGAAAAAGCCCGGGGAUGAGAAAAAGCUCCGUACUGAGAAGGACUCAGCGGAGCAUGAUAAGAAAAAGCCCGAGGAUGAGAAAAAGCUCCGUACUGAGAAGGUCUCAGCGGUGCAUGAUAAGAAAAAGCCCGGGGAUGAGAAAAAGCUCCGUACUGAGAAGGACUCAGCGGUGCAUGAUAAGAAAAAGACCGGGGAUGAGAAAAAGCUCCGUACUGAGAAGGACUCAGCGGAGCAUGAUAAGAAAAAGACCGGGGAUGAGAAAAAGCUCCGUACUGAGAAGCACUCAGCGGAGCAUGAUAAGAAAAAGACCGGGGAUGAGAAAAAGCUCCGUACUGAGAAGGACUCAGCGGUGCAUGAUAAGAAAAAGACUGGGGAUGAGCACCAUACAGAGAGAAAGACUGCAGAUCAUAAGAAGGACCGAAAAGCAAAGAAGGUGGAGACUUCCAAAGUGAAGGGAAAGAAGAAGAUAAGCAAACGUCCAGCUAAGUCUAAGCCAACUAAAAAGGAAAGUGACACAAAGAAGGCAACACCUUCAGCUAAGACUACGGCCCCUAAGAGGUAAGUAAUGUUAAGCUUCUUGCUUCAUCUUCAUUACCCGAGCCUCAAGCUGAGACUUUCACAUUCGUAUUUGUGGAAGCUUAAUGGGUGAUUAAAGGAGGGUAGGCUGAGAGUAGGUUCCAUGUAUGUUCCACAAACAUUUGAAAUGAUUAAACUCUGCCUUAUUUUGUGCAGCAAGAAGAGUAUAAGUGCGCCAAAGAAGGCAGUAAAAGCCAUCAAAAAGCCGACAACAACAGCAAAACGGCCGACAACAACAGCAAAACGGCCGACAACAUCAGC
Molecule: messenger RNA, 1808 nt
Organism: Xenopus laevis (African clawed frog)
Lineage: Eukaryota; Metazoa; Chordata; Amphibia; Anura; Pipidae
Product: golgin subfamily A member 6-like protein 2
Exons: 5
Coding region: 1-1533 (510 amino acids)
Source: RefSeq, a predicted model, not a curated record